AUGGAAGUAGGGGAUGGAAGACGGACUCAGUUUUGGCAAGAUAAUUGGGUGCAAGGUGGUCCUCUGAAAGGAAGUUUUCCAAGACUCUUCUCAAUUUCAAAUCAACAAGGAUCUGUGAUCGGAGACUGUGGGUUCUGGAAUGGGUUAGAGUGGGUUUGGAAUUUUCAGUGGAGGAGGGAUUUGUUCCAAUGGGAGUUGGAAUUGGCUCAUCAACUUCAUGAGAGAUUAAGACCAGUGAAACUAUCAGCUGGUAGAGAGGAUAAUAUUGUGUUACAAUCGGAGACUCUAUCGGCGGAGAUUACGAGCUAUAGUUUCACUAAAUCAAUUUGGGGAGGACUUGUACCUCGAGAAUUGAGCUUUUUGGCUGGUUCAUUCUGGAGAUGGAAACUGUUCAUCAUUUAUUUCUUGUAUGUGAGUUUACGUGGAAGGAAGGUGGAGCAGCGGAUGUUUUUGAUUGGGUUUUUUAUAGUGAUUUGGAAUAUCUGGAGAGAGCAAUAUAAUAGAAUUUUCAAUAACAGGAAAGCAGGUGCUGAGGAUGUGCAACGAAGGAUGUUUUUGAGCUACAAGGAGUGGUCUGGUACUGAUCCUUUUGGUUGUUGA
Messenger RNA from Arachis duranensis, 600 nucleotides. RefSeq lists its product as uncharacterized. The coding region runs from base 1 to 600 and encodes 199 amino acids. The record is from RefSeq and is a predicted model, not a curated record. NCBI's taxonomy places the organism in Eukaryota, Viridiplantae, Streptophyta, Magnoliopsida, Fabales, Fabaceae. The transcript has 4 exons.